UGCGUGGAUUCAACCGGUGGCUUUUUAGUGUGCAGCCGCAGCACACCUACUUUGAAGACCACACAUGAGUAAAAACGUCACACAGAUCACCGUUUAAGGCACACGUGGGACACGCUCAUCGCUUUUGGUCUCACUUUUUUUUUUGUUCCUUCGUUUGUGGGGGUUUUAUGUGUGAUCCUCCAUCGCGUGGGUAGGUGUGCCGCCUGAUGAGCGCUCGACUGGCAGCGUGGUAAAGACGUGAGUGUGAGGCGAGCAGACCGCUGUGGUGGUGCCUCUAAGAGAACCUCCAUGAUUUAAGGAUGCUGGUGGGAAAUGCCUGGAGACAGAGAUGACGAGAUUUGUCAAAAGGCACUUGAACUCCUCUCGGAUCUUUGUUCCAGGGGGGAAGUGCAGAGCGAAAACUGCUUGGAUUUCAUCUACUAUUUCCGUGAUUUGGCCAGACCACGCUACUCGGACUCAGAUGUGUCGGUGAGUCUUCUGUCUCUGGUUGUGACAGCCUGUGGCUUGGCUCUAUUUGGGGUAUCGCUCUUUGUUUCCUGGAAACUCUGUUGGAUACCAUGGAGGGAACGUGGUCUAUUCCCCACAACCAAGGAGCCCCAUGGCGGGCACCUCAACCCGGCCAUGAGUCCCCUACCCACCCAGCCGGUACCCAGGCAGCCAGUCUACACGGCCGUGGACCCCCCAGUCCACAACCGCCGUGAGUCUUCACAAUGCUCUAUCGCCAAGGAACCCACUCCUGUGGCGUCAGUUGUUUCUGUGGAGGCUCCCGGUACACCUGUAUCACCACCCCCUGUAGUCCUGGCUCCACCGGAGGCAGCCAUGAAGAUCAGUUUUACGUCUCCAGACAUUCCACUUGAUGCCCAGCAGGAGAAAAAUCGUGAAAAUAGGGUUCACACUAACCCUCGGAUUCAGAGACAGACAACGGAACCUUCACCCUCCGGGCACUCCAUGUCGGAAACUGGACAAGGCUCCAUACACCGACAUAUGAACUUGUCCAACCCUGACUUCAACGUGACUCAGUUCCAAAGACAGGACUCCCUCACUGGAAUGGGACUGGGCCUUGGGCGCCUCAAACCGGAGCUCUACAAACAGCGUUCUCUGGAGGGGGAUGACGGUAGUCACAGAGGCGGAGCCUGCGGGCGCCUCCACUUCAUCCUGAAGUUUGACUGUGACUUGGAGCAGCUGAUUGUUAAAAUCCACAGAGCGGAGGACCUCCCAGCCAAGGACUUCUCUGGAACCUCUGACCCUUAUGUUAAAAUCUACCUGCUGCCUGAUAGGAUGACCAAGCAUCAGACUAAGGUGCACCGUAAGACAUUAAACCCUGUCUUUGAUGAGGUCUUCCUGUUUCCCGUGGCCUACUCAGAGCUUCCCACACGCAAGCUGCACUUCAGCGUCUACGACUUUGACCGAUUUUCACGCCAUGACAUUAUUGGCCAAGUAGUCGUGGACAACUUCUUGGAUCUGGCAGAUUUCCCACGGGAGACAAAGCUCUGCCGGGAAAUCAAAUAUGUCUCCACGGAUAACGUGGACCUGGGCGACCUGAUGUUUUCUCUGUGUUACCUACCGACUGCGGGGAGGCUGACCAUCACCAUGAUAAAGGCUCGCAACCUAAAGGCCAUGGAUAUCACAGGUGCCUCAGAUCCAUAUGUAAAGGUUUCUCUCAUGUGUGACGGUCGCAGACUGAAGAAGAGGAAGACCUCCACAAAAAGGAACACUUUGAAUCCGGUCUAUAACGAGGCCAUUGUUUUUGAUGUCCUGCCAGAGACGAUAGAGCAGAUCAGCCUGCUGAUUGCAGUCAUGGAUUAUGACCGCGUCGGCCAUAACGAGAUUAUCGGUGUGUGUCGGGUUGGCAAUGACGCAGACAACUUGGGUCGAGACCACUGGAGUGAAAUGCUCACGUAUCCCCGAAAACCUGUGGCCCACUGGCACCCUCUUGUUGAGUACCAGGGGACCACAGGCAGUAGCCAGGGAGGAUCCUGUAACUCUUUGAAAGCUCCACCAUCUCCAUAGCCCACAACAACAUUUGACAAAAAGAUCUCGCCUAAGGCCUGGGCUCAGCCUACUGGUGCUGCUAAUUACUGCACACAACACACACACAAGCACAUGCCUCCACACACACACACACACACACAGUGAAAAGUGCAGCCGUCUAUGGUGUUAGAGGAUGGAAAGACACAACUGGAUCAGUUGCAUGUUGAAUGACCACUCUGAUGGAUGUUUUCUUUUCUAUAAUGUUCCAUGAGAAAAAAAAACAAAGUGGUAAAUGAUCAUAUGCAGACAUUGGACGUCUGUCUUCCUUGGUUUACACAUUUUUUUUUUGUAUUACAUUGUCUCGUUACUUGUCUUUAACUGAGGUGAGUGUGUGUUUACAACCAGUCAAACUGCCUUUCUAUUUGGUAGAGAGAAUUUGUGCAUGAGGUCAUUGCUUGUUGAGAUAUCUCCCUGUUGUUUGUUUGUUUGUUUCCCUGUUGUUCUGUUUGUUGAUGUGAAGUGGAAGUUGAUUGGACGUGUUUGUCUGUGAAGAAAAAAAAAAUAUUGUCAAUACCUAUGAUUCAAUCAAAACUAGCCAUUGUUGAUCCAGCAGAUCAAAUUUGCUUUUGUUUUAAUCAGUCCAAUUACUUGUUUUUCUACUUUUCUUUUAUCUUCAUACAGUAUAUAUGAAGGAGUAUUAGGGCCACCUUGAAAAUAAAUACAUUUUAAGAUAAUACCUACAUAAAAUUACAAAACAGUAAAAAGUCAAAACUUUUUAGUAGAAUAAAUUCUUGGGGGAAAAUAUUUAUUUUAAAUAUUAUGAGCAUAAACUUGCAUACGAUGAUUGUUGUUGAUAUACUUUUGAGAAAAUAACAGCAUAGUCAAUGUUUUGUCACAUCAAUACCAUUACAUGAGAUUAUUUAACCCACUGCGAAACCAUAUAUUUUCAGUUGUCAAAAUGAAAGUGUUAGAACAAUUUAAUAAUUGUUUAUUAUGACAUCAACUGAAUAAUAUAUGGAACUGCUUUUCUCAGGGUGCGUUAAGGUUUGUGUGGGAAUUUAUUCAAAUUAAGAUGAAUUUCAUAUGCAUAAUUAUUUUUCCUUUAAAAACAAGUCUUAUGUUUAUUGUGAUAUUAUAAAUUUACUGGUAUUGUUUCUUGUAAUUGUAGUUUUGGGGGAGGGGGUUUCAGUGUGGCUCUAAUACCCACUCUCUGAUAUUACCCCAUUAUCCUCUACAGAAGGCUUAGAAAGUAACCAUCACAAUAAAGUCAAUUUACAGCAUUAAAAUGUUUAAAAUAAAUGUAUGCAAAAUGACAGACACCCUAGUGGUUUUUAGGACAGGCAAUAACUGCUUGUGGAAGCAGACUGCAAAAAGACACAGCUAAUAACUCAAACCUAUUUUUAAAACAACUUGGAAACAUUGCUACAAUGUUUUCCCAUGCAGUGAGCCAUCAGUUGCAUUUCAGCCUUUGGCACUGGCAAGCAAUCAAAUUUGUACUCACAAUUUGGCAAGUUAAUUCUUAAAUGACCUUGCAGGGAUUCUGAAGGACUUGUGUUAUGGAUCUGCUUUGCAUGUAAACAGGAAAUGGUUGAACAUUUGAGAGAUGUGUCUGGAAAGUAUUAGCAAAAAUAAUAUAUAUUUUUUCCAUUGUAUUCAGUUCAAGGGUGACUGGUAAUGACUUGACAUGAAAACAUUGUCUUUUUCUUCCAGUUUGCAGUCAUGUGGCGUCAUGAUCAAAUGUCUUCUUCUUUACUUAAAUGUUUUGAGAUUGCAACAUCUCUCCAGUGUGCCUAUGUGGAUGUUACUUUUAGGCUAGUGCUGUUCUGUUUUACAGUGAGCGGUUACAAUAAAGUGUUGUAACUGCA
Messenger RNA from Doryrhamphus excisus (bluestripe pipefish), 3836 nucleotides. RefSeq names its product synaptotagmin IXa (gene syt9a). Gene Ontology annotation, biological process: calcium-ion regulated exocytosis. Gene Ontology annotation, molecular function: clathrin binding; calcium ion binding; phosphatidylserine binding. NCBI's taxonomy places the organism in Eukaryota, Metazoa, Chordata, Actinopteri, Syngnathiformes, Syngnathidae. The record is from RefSeq and is a predicted model, not a curated record. Gene Ontology annotation, cellular component: dense core granule; plasma membrane; exocytic vesicle.